UUCAUUACGCCUCCACUCCCCUGAGAAAACACCGGGGUGAACUGUGUCAUGCCACCUAUGUGAAGACAAACAGGGAUGGACGGUAGCUACACCUGGAGACUGUUUGGAGAAGAGCUGUCAGGAAGAACACUUUAAAAAUAUUUACAUUCAUGAGCUCAUUGUUCUGGUAUCAGAGUGAACACAUGACCUGAGCUUUGAUUUCUGCCUCGUCAUGUUUCAGAACACAUCUGCUUGGUCAUGCCAAGCCUGGCGGAGCGAGCGGCCGCAGUCAGCACUCACACUUCCAGUCUGACUCAGCAGCUGCAGCACAGCUGUAUAAAAGCAGCCGUACCGUCCUGGCCGCUCAGAGGGAGUGACCACCAGCAACAGGAGAGGAGACUUCACUCUGUCACAGGUGAACUGAGCUGGGUACAUGCACCAUUCCAGGCCUUUUCAUUCCUGAUUCCACUCUGCAGAUGGAGAACAUGAAGAGCGCAAGAAAAAACGACACAGGAGAAGUUGGCAGUGAUUUGUCGGAGCAGAUUAAAGCAGCCACUAAGAACAACCAUGUCCGAGCUGAGAACACACAGCUGAUGCUGAGUUACCAGAAGGGACAGAUCACCAUGACGGAGUACAAGGUGCUGCUGUGUUCCCUCUAUGAGAUCUACCAGGCUCUGGAGGAGGAGCUGGACACAAACGCUUCCCAUCCAGCGGUCGCACCCAUCUACUUCCCUCAGGAGCUCGCCCGCGUCAAUUCACUGCAAAGUGAUAGGGAGCAUUUCUUUGGCUCCGACUGGAGGAAGAAGGUGAUCGUUCCUGCAGCCACACACAGAUACACACAGAGGAUACGACAGAUUGGCCGGGAGAACCCCAUGCUGCUGGUGUCCCACGCAUACACCCGUUACCUUGGCGACCUGUCAGGGGGGCAGGUGUUGGGAAAGAUUACCCAGAAGUCUCUGGGGCUGAGCAGCAAAGAGGGGAUUUCAUUUUUCUCCUUCCCUGGCGUGAGCAGCCCCAACCGCUUCAAGCAGCUGUACAGGAGCCGCAUGAACAGCAUCGAGCUGACGGAGCAGGAGAGGGCGGAGGUGCUGGAGGAGGCGGUGUCGGCCUUCGAGUUCAACAUCCAGGUUUUUGAUGAUCUGCAGAAAAUGCUGAGCGUCACAGCAGAAGCAGUGGACCAAUCAAAGAGCCGCACUGUCAACUUCCCCUCUUCUCCCAUCAUGCACUUCACUAUGGGGCUGUGCGUCGCCGUCGCCACCAUUGGGAUGGGAAUCUACCUCAUGUAGUUUUAGCAGCACUUUAAG
Messenger RNA from Monopterus albus (swamp eel), 1283 nucleotides. It is a transcript of the gene hmox1a, whose product is annotated as heme oxygenase 1a. The transcript is spliced from 5 exons. The record is from RefSeq and is a predicted model, not a curated record. Gene Ontology annotation, molecular function: heme oxygenase (decyclizing) activity; heme binding. NCBI's taxonomy places the organism in Eukaryota, Metazoa, Chordata, Actinopteri, Synbranchiformes, Synbranchidae. Gene Ontology annotation, biological process: heme catabolic process; response to oxidative stress; heme oxidation. The coding region runs from base 456 to 1265 and encodes 269 amino acids.